CAUAACUCCGUCACCAAACUUCAACCACCGCAACGCGCGCCCUGGAAUCUGUACACCGCUUACAAGUCCCCUGUACCCUGUCGCAAAAUCCCAACUCAACUCUCUUGUUAGAUUCCUGUCAACGAACUUGAUUACAACGAUUUCUGCAAGAACAUCUACUCAUACGGACGGCGCGAACACCCUUGCUUCAAAGUCGGCUGAUGGUCUUGCCCCCACGUCUCAUCUGAUCUCCUGAAACCAAACCUCGCCUGUCUGUCUUUCGCGGAAAAUACAGUACUACACAGGACAAACUUGGGAACAUCGAAUUUCAGAGAUUUCUUCAUGGACGACAAUGACGAAGCGCGCACCCGAUCGCAAUAACAACAACGACAACAACAACGUCUUCCUCUUUGUCAACAAGACCCAAAAGUCCAAAUCUCUGUCGAAAAGCGAUGGCGCCGUCGCCAAACAAAUCAACCGUCACGCCCAGCAUUUUCGGACUCGGAAGAUCGAGGCGCAAAGGGUCACUUCAGCCUUGACCAGUUCUUCUUCAGCCCGUCGCAUAGCUCUUGAUGGCUGGAAUCGGAGGGAUGCUCCUCAAAGUUCGAGCAGUGAUGAAGCAUCUCCAAACUCGACAUCUCCCACCGACAGUUCCGGGCCAUCGACAGCAACGCCCUUUCCGGCAACUCCUCAGACAAACGAAAGUCUGCUGGUUGACACGCCACGAAGUCAGCAGGCCCGACGCUCAUCCCAAAAACUUCCUCUGCACUUUAUUUUGGACAACGACAGGAUCGACACUUUCGAUGGCAACCAUGUCGCAUCAGAACCCGACCAAGACCACACACUAGAAUUGGUACCUCAAGUGUAUCGAGCUAAUUUCACUUCUUACGACUGUGUCGACCCUUUUCGAAGUACUCCGAUACGGAUCACUCCGAAAAUUCACGUUGUUCUUCAGUAUACCCUUCGAAUAUACCCUUAUUCCGGAAAUAACUACAAGCUGGCCUUUUUACCUCCUCAUGUGCGACUCGCCAUCACGCAGUUCCCCAUCGGGACCGUGGUCCAACGCAGCGUUUUCAAGGAACACCAUCUGUACGCCUUGAUGGCUGCGAUGACGGCUCGCAUGAAACAUGUCUUCGCAGUUUCACCUUCGGGAGACGAUCCCAACGAAAUCCGGGCCCUCGCCUCUCGUUACCUGAAGGAGGAGUUGACGCGCUGUUCACAGACCGGCGUCAUUGACAAACAGACCAUUCUCGACAUUCUGUACCUCGUGGUCAGCGAACUACAGUACAACCUCUACGAUGACGCGAGAAAACACCUCCUCAUCGUCGACCGGCUGUAUCAUCUCCUCGACCUGAAUCAGCACCUGGACAGGUGGAUCUCGGAGACGGCGGCUCACGUCGACAAUCAACUCGCCCUGUCCACGGCGACACGACCCAUCCUGAAGAGUUCUUUUGACCCGGGCCCGAUGUUGCCCGAACGAAUGGCGACACUCAGACGCACCGCCCAGAACCUGAGACACCAGACACUACCCAACCCCGUCAACCUCAUCAUUCCCAGCGGUUCCAAGGGAUCUUUCGGCCUGAACGACGCCAUGGCUGACGUCGCCUCCACGUUGGACGUCCGUAUGGGGUCCCGUUUCGCGAUCGGACUCAAGGCCGGGGCGUUUCCCGGACAGUUGGGCAUGAUCGUCUCGGAUCUGGUGGAUUGCAUCGAGAUCGCCAAGGUCGUCUGGCUGUCCCCCUUGGCCGUGUGUUUCGACGCGGAAUGGCUGUGCAGGAAGGCGAGGGCGGUGCUGAGGGCCCUGCUGGCCCUGGCCCCGGAGAACAACAUCGGUCCGGAUUCCAUCGGCAGCAGGUGCACCGAGUGCGCGAGGAUCUGUCUGAUGAUACUGAUGACGUACGCGUGCACGCUCAUCGGGCCUCAGGUGGUGAAUUUGAACGUCAAGCGGCACCUCGAGGCCCAGUCGGCCGCGUUGGAACACUGGUGUCCCGCCAUCGGGUGGACGCAAGAGUGUGAACCUCUGGUGCCGGGCACGCGCCUCCACCCGGCCUACGAGUUACAGGCCGGGUUUGUGCUGUGGUCGUGUUUACUGGCGUGUUGGACCUCGGAGGGUCUCCCGGAAGAGCAGGAGUGGUGUACGGUUCGAGCGGUGAACAUUGCCCGGUAUUUCGGAUAUUCGACCUACGAUGAUCUACACGACCAUAUGGCUCAGUAUCUAUAUUCGAGGACCAUGCAAGAGUCGAGCAUGAAGAAAGUGGCACAAAGACUGCAGACGGCGACGUCGCGAAAGUCUACAAUUUCGACCUCUGCCGGACCUUGAGGUUGAAUUCUCGUUUUCCUUUGGUCGGGACUACACCUGAUACCGAGUUCGCUUUUGGGAAGCGUCGUUUUGCACUCGGAACCCGGAACGCGUUUCGACCUUUUUUUUAACGACGAGUGUCCUGUACCGUUGCAGUAUGUCCUCCUCCACCACCACCACAUGCACAAGAUUGCUUAUAGCCUGCGUCUGAGAAGGUGUGCCUUUUUUUUCCAGGUUGCACAGAUUACAGCAUGAAGACAGAAAAUCUUUCGGCCGAAUUAUUGUCCCGUUGUCCGGACUGUCAGCAUCCAAGGUGAUGGCGGAAAGCCGGGAAGGGCCCGAUUUCUGCCGACACAAUCUGAUAAGAUGAACGGGGCCGGCAAAAGUCGAGUCGUUAUGUACUCCGUAUAUGGAUCACACCUGCGUCCUUCCAGAUCAUCGUUGGGACCGAAACUCUGAUGUUGACGUUGUUGUGUUUCGGCCGAGUGACAUGUCGAUAUACGGUCGCCUCGGUCGCCGACGAAAUGAGGUCGGCCAAGUCAUCGGUCCGUCCUCGGAAAUUUGCACGACUUGGAAAGAAGCAACAGACAAUACUCGUUCGUCGAACGUGUCCAUGGGAUAACAUCAUUGGUUUGUGAAAUGUUUGGGAUUGAGAGGAGUCACGAAAGAGGAAAACCAAAAAGGCGAGCCUCGUGUGGGUAACAGAAGGAAACAUUCAACGAUGGAGUGAAGAGAAAGGAAGGAAAUACCGUCCCUGGGAAGUGUGUGAUGAGUAAGGAGGUUCGAGCGCCCGGGCACUGAAUCUGAGGCCAACAACACCGUCCAGCAAGUCAAGAAAGGCCAUUCGAAUCGAGAAGGGGCAUGUAACUGAGAAAAGCACCACAGGUCCCCAGUCCCAGUAUCAGCGAGUAGGUGUAGAGAGAGAGGGUGGCGAUACUAGCCGCGCCCGACAAAGAAGGGACCGAUAUCUUAUGUAUUUGGCUAUUUGAGGGAACCUUUUGUUUGUAUCCCUUGUGUUUGUAGGAAACGUGAGAUGUGAAAUGUGAAA
Exophiala oligosperma is the source of this 3326-nucleotide messenger RNA. RefSeq lists its product as uncharacterized. NCBI's taxonomy places the organism in Eukaryota, Fungi, Ascomycota, Eurotiomycetes, Chaetothyriales, Herpotrichiellaceae. Bases 332 to 2299 code for a protein of 655 amino acids. The record is from RefSeq and is a predicted model, not a curated record. The transcript has 2 exons.